ACAUUGCCGUGAGGUAUCCCGGUAUACGUAAAAGAGGCAAUACUAAGUACGACACAAUUUUUUAUGUAAGUUUUUGGUGGUCAUAAUGAAGCUGACACCAUCGGUGCCGUUCUUUCUCUUGUAUCCGUGGUUUGUCUUCACAUCCGCUUCAAUUGAGCUGGAUGCAGCUGACCAGUACAGAUGUACCUUUGACAGUAGCAUUUGCAGCUGGACAAUAGAGGGCCCGGUGUACCAUGGAGGAGCGGCUGGAUGUGAUUACGGCUGGCCAGAUGAAGCCCUUCAUGGCGUCACCGCUCCUGGCAUGUACAUUUGCUUCUUUCUGGACGACUUACACAUGAUGCCGACCAAUUUUCCAAAUAUAACCUGGGCCCGAUUUACCAGUCCAAACAUCAACACUACCCACCACGUGGUGUUAAGCUUCGCUAUCGGCACCGUGAGGCCUCCUACAUCGACGUACCUUAGCGUCAUCUUGGUGAACGAGACGGGUACGGAGACGCUGCUGUGUUCAACCUCUGACCUCCUUUUUCCAUGGCAACGCGUAUACGUUGGUAUUGUGCAGUCUGGGCCUUACAAAAUUGUGAUUGAAGGUAUUCCCGACCCUCCUUUCUACCCAAACUUCGGUAUCGACGACUUAACACUGACGGCUGUUCAAAAUGCUACUGCGAAUGUGGGGGUACAGACGACUAAUUGUUCCACAGAGAUGCUUACCACAGUCCCCAUGACAACUUGGCAAUACAACACCACACGUCCCAUGACCAGUGGUCAAGUCCAUACCACAACGCCUACUGCUGGUGGUCAGGAUGCGACAGCAUUUCCCCAGACUAGUGGUCAGCAAGUGACCACAUUGCCGAUGGCCACCAGUAACAAUACGCCCACAGUGCCUACAGCCAGUAUUCAAGGCACGUCUACCUUUCUUUCUACAGCGACAACAGAUGUGGCGACAGGAUGCACAUGCGCUAACACUUGCCCACCGGUAGGCUCGGAAUUUCCACACAUGGCCACGAAUUCUCCCCAUGGAGACCCUGUUGUCGCGUCCUCCAGGUCUUCAUCAGGCGUCGACCCCGCAGUCUGUGCAGGCAUCGCUAUCACCACCGCUGCUGUAGGUGUUGUGGUCGGAGUUCUGGCAACGCUUCUGGUGCAUCGUCUUCGGAAUGGAACAGAAGCUUCAGAAGUAAACGGUACAGCUGGUCAUCGACAGAAUCCCUCAAACCCCUUGUACGGCAUCCCUAUGGAAAGCCUUUCAGCACACCAAGAUUCAGCGAGUAUCAAGACUUAG
This is a messenger RNA of Branchiostoma floridae (Florida lancelet), 1276 nucleotides long. RefSeq lists its product as uncharacterized. The coding region runs from base 86 to 1276 and encodes 396 amino acids. The record is from RefSeq and is a predicted model, not a curated record. Lineage: Eukaryota; Metazoa; Chordata; Leptocardii; Amphioxiformes; Branchiostomatidae. The transcript is spliced from 7 exons.